Molecule: messenger RNA, 3723 nt
Organism: Calidris pugnax (ruff)
Lineage: Eukaryota; Metazoa; Chordata; Aves; Charadriiformes; Scolopacidae
Gene: RHOBTB2
Product: Rho-related BTB domain containing 2
Biological process (GO): small GTPase-mediated signal transduction
Molecular function (GO): GTPase activity; protein binding; GTP binding
Source: RefSeq, a predicted model, not a curated record
GAAACUGCUGGACCGGAGGGGAGAAACGCGGGACGGUGCAGGGACGGCGCACGCAGAGGCUGCCAAGAGAAAGCGAUGGAAACCCCAGGGAAAGGCAGACCCGCCGGGAAGAUGACAGCCAUGGCUCGCAGCCUGUCCCAAUUAAUGGAUUCUGACAUGGAUUAUGAGAGGCCAAACGUAGAAACUAUCAAGUGCGUCGUGGUCGGGGACAACGCGGUGGGCAAGACCCGGCUCAUCUGUGCCCGUGCCUGCAACGCCACGCUGACCCAGUACCAGCUCCUUGCCACCCACGUGCCCACGGUGUGGGCCAUCGACCAGUACCGCGUCUGCCAGGAGGUGCUGGAGCGCUCCCGGGAUGUGGUAGAUGAUGUUAGUGUGUCCUUGCGCCUCUGGGACACCUUUGGUGACCACCACAAAGACCGACGCUUUGCCUAUGGCAGGUCCGAUGUCGUGGUUCUGUGCUUCUCCAUCGCUAACCCCAACUCCCUGCACCAUGUGAAGACCAUGUGGUACCCGGAGAUCAAGCACUUCUGUCCCCGUGCGCCCGUCAUCCUGGUGGGCUGCCAGCUCGACCUGCGCUACGCCGACCUGGAGGCUGUCAAUCGGGCACGGAGACCCUUGGCCAGGCCAAUCAAACCUAAUGAGAUCCUUCCCCCGGAGAAGGGGAGGGAGGUAGCCAAGGAGCUGGGGAUCCCCUAUUACGAGACGAGCGUGGUGGCCCAAUUUGGCAUCAAGGACGUCUUUGACAAUGCCAUCCGUGCCGCCCUCAUCUCCCGCCGUCACCUGCAGUUCUGGAAGUCCCACCUCCGCAACGUGCAGCGACCCCUACUCCAAGCCCCCUUCCUGCCCCCCAAGCCCCCUCCUCCCAUCAUCAUCGUCCCAGACCCCCCUUCCAACAACGAGGAGCGCCCAGCCCACCUCUUGGAGGACCCCCUGUGCGCCGACGUCAUCCUGGUGCUGCAAGAGAAGAUCAAAAUCUACGCACACAAGAUCUACCUCUCCACCUCCUCCUCCAAAUUUUACGACCUGUUCCUCAUGGACCUGAGCGAGGAGGACCAGCAGAGCACGGCGGGGCACGGCUUCGGGGGGGCCGGCACCGCCGCCGCCCGGAGGAUGCUCCUCAUCUCUGGAGCCUCUGCUGUCCCCUCUCCAGCAGUUCCCUGUCCUUGUGGAACUGGGGAGCCCAGAACUGGUCCCAGUACUCCAGUUCAAGGACUCAGGGUGGUGUUUCUGUUCCUGCAGGUGCUGGAGCGCUCCCGGGAUGUGGUAGAUGAUGUUAGUGUGUCCUUGCGCCUCUGGGACACCUUUGGUGACCACCACAAAGACCGACGCUUUGCCUAUGGCAGGUCCGAUGUCGUGGUUCUGUGCUUCUCCAUCGCUAACCCCAACUCCCUGCACCAUGUGAAGACCAUGUGGUACCCGGAGAUCAAGCACUUCUGUCCCCGUGCGCCCGUCAUCCUGGUGGGCUGCCAGCUCGACCUGCGCUACGCCGACCUGGAGGCUGUCAAUCGGGCACGGAGACCCUUGGCCAGGCCAAUCAAACCUAAUGAGAUCCUUCCCCCGGAGAAGGGGAGGGAGGUAGCCAAGGAGCUGGGGAUCCCCUAUUACGAGACGAGCGUGGUGGCCCAAUUUGGCAUCAAGGACGUCUUUGACAAUGCCAUCCGUGCCGCCCUCAUCUCCCGCCGUCACCUGCAGUUCUGGAAGUCCCACCUCCGCAACGUGCAGCGGCUCCAACCCCCCUUCCUGCCCCCCAAGCCCCCUCCUCCCAUCAUCAUCGUCCCAGACCCCCCUUCCAACAACGAGGAGCGCCCAGCCCACCUCUUGGAGGACCCCCUGUGCGCCGACGUCAUCCUGGUGCUGCAAGAGAAGAUCAAAAUCUACGCACACAAGAUCUACCUCUCCACCUCCUCCUCCAAAUUUUACGACCUGUUCCUCAUGGACCUGAGCGAGGAGGACCAGCAGAGCACGGCGGGGCACGGCUUCGGGGUGGCCGUCACCGCCGCCGCCGAGAGGAUGCUCCACCAAGAGGAGAGGCACCACGGGCGGGAUUUCCUCCUCCGAGCUGCUAGUUUUGAUAUCUGUGAGAGCACCGAGGAGGCCGGAUCCGGCCAACGCAAACCGUGCCUUAGAGCCUCCACCAGUGAUGGCAUCUUGCGGGGCAACCGCUACGAGAACGGGGAGCACGGACUGCGGCGAGGAAGGGACCUCUCUUCUUGGAGCAGGGCUUUCACCAGCAUCCAGGAGGAGAUGGCGGAAGACCCCUUGACCUACAAGUCCAAGCUCAUGGUGGUGGUGAAGAUGGAUGCUUCCAUCCAGCCUGGUCCUUUCCGGGCCGUGUUGAAAUACCUGUACACGGGGGAGUUGGAUGAGAACGAGCGGGACCUCAUGCACAUCGCUCACAUCGCCGAGCUGCUGGAGGUGUUCGACCUCCGCAUGAUGGUGGCCAACAUCCUCAACAACGAGGCGUUCAUGAACCAGGAGAUCACCAAAGCCUUCCACGUCCGGAGGACCAACCGGGUGAAGGAAUGCCUGGCCAAGGGGACUUUCUCGGAUGUCACCUUCGUGCUGGAUGACGGUGCUAUCAGUGCCCACAAGCCCCUGCUCAUCUCCAGCUGCGACUGGAUGGCCGCGAUGUUCGGCGGCCCCUUCGUGGAGAGCUCCACCAAUGAGGUGGCACUUCCUUACACCAGCAAGAGCUGCAUGCGGGCGGUGCUGGAGUACCUCUACACCGGGCAGUUCAGCUCCAGCCCCGACCUUGACGACAUGAAGCUCAUCAUCCUCGCCAACCGCCUCUGCCUGCCACAUCUGGUGGCUCUCACCGAGCAGUACACCGUCACCGGUCUGAUGGAGGCAGCCCAGAUGAUGGUGGACAUCGAUGGGGACGUGCUGGUGUUCCUGGAGCUGGCUCAGUUCCACUGCGCCUACCAGCUCGCCGACUGGUGCCUCCACCACAUCUGCACCAACUACAACAACGUCUGCCGCAAGUUCCCCCGGGACAUGAAGGCCAUGUCAGGAGAGAACCAGGAGUACUUCGAGAAGCACCGCUGGCCGCCGGUGUGGUACCUGAAGGAGGAGGAUCACUACCAGCGGGCGAAGAAGGAGCGGGAGAAGGAAGACUACCUCCACCUCAAACGGCAGCCCAAGAGGCGGUGGCUCUUCUGGAACGCUUCCUCCUCUCCUUCCUCCUCUCCUUCAUCGUCGGCAGCCACAGCCUCCUCUUCCUCCCCCUCCUCCUCCUCCUCGGCUGUGGUUUGAGAGCCCGUCCUUGCCCUGGCUCCAGCAUCCCUGGGAGGAGACGGGGAGGAGGAGGAAGAGGGGGAUGACCUGCCCCAGCGCCAGGCGUGGAGGGGACGCCGCCGGCCGCAGCCCCGGAGGACACGGUGGUAGCAGGGGGGGCUCAGCCAGCCCCCCAGGAGCUCCUGGAGCCCUGCUCUCUCCCCACGUGGUGGGGUCCGAAACCCCAGAGCAGAGACCGAGCAGCAGGAGAAACUCAUGUUUACAGGAGCACGAGGGCUGCGUUGUGGUUUUAUUUUGGAUUUUGGGGGGGGGUUUUUUGGCUUUUUUUCUUUUUGGAACAUCACAGCAUGAGGAAGAAGAAGAAACCCAUCCUGCCUCCACUUUCAUUCAGAACCAGAAGCUGCAGGAUUAUGAUUUCUUUGGCUGAUUGAUGGCAUCUCACCACCCCAGGCAGCCAGAGCUGCAAUGGGGGGGGGGGGGGGUCCU